AAGUCAAUCGAUUUUAUCAUUUUUGUGAUUAUCAUACAGGCAGCCUUAAAUAAAGAUUAAAGAAAGUAGCGUGAUUAUAUUUGUAUCUUAAAAAGUAAGAGUGAUGAAUUAUAAUACAUAAUAUAAAAUUAAACUAUAAAUAAUUUUCAGUUUGUCCUUGCUUCUCCUUUUUAUAACAUGGAUAUAAGAGCCGAAAAGUUAGCUAAGGCAAGAAAAAAGUUAAGAGAUCAUCAAGAGAAAAAAGUUGUAACUGGUCAAAAAGAAGAAAUAUUGGUUGAACAAAAACCUAAAGAAAAUUUAAAUGACAAUGUUAAUUUGAUGACUGUUAACACAACUGAUCAUGAUAAAAAAUAUGGAAUAAAUAGUAAUCAAAAUGAAUCAAUUGUUAAUAUGGAUGCAGACAAAAAUGCUUCAGAAAUUAAAUCAGAUGUUAUUACUGAAAUGCUUAUAUCAAAUAAAGCAAACCUUGAAUUCCAGAUGAAUGAAAUGAGCACUAAAAUAGCAAAUUUAGAAUCUCUAUAUGAAUUAGAAAAACGUAAUCAUAAUGAUUGCAAACAAAAAAAUAUUGCCUUACAAAAUGAAAUAAGCGAUUUAAAAACAAAGUAUAAAAUUGCUAUUCAAGAAGUUUCAUCAAAAGUUGAAGAUAUGGCACACUUAAAGGAGGCACUUCAGUUUUUACAUGAUGAAAAAAACAAUUUAUUUGAAGAAUUAGAGUUAACAAAAUCUAUUUUGAAUAGAAAAGAAUUAGAAAAUACACAACUAUUCCAUCAAAUAUCUACAUAUCAGAGUCAAAUUAAUAUGUUGCAAAUUCAAUUGCAACAAUUAACAAAUGAUUCUCUUGGUAAUUUUGACCCUAGUUAUACAAAAAAACAUCAAGAUACUGAGACUCUAUUGGAUAAAAUUUAUGAGUUAGAACGCAGUGUAGAGAUGACACACAGAGAAAAAGAGGAAUUAAUUUCACAAUAUAAUCAGUAUGCACAAGAUAUAAGUGAGAAACUAAAAGCAGAGCAACACAAAAAUGAAAUGAAAUCUAUAGAAUUACGUAAACUUCAAGAUAGGGAGCAAAGUCUUGUAGAGCAAAUAAGUGAAAUAGAAAUACGUCUACAAAAUCAUAUUUCUAGAAAUGAUGAAUUAUGUAGACAACAAAAACAUGACAGAGAGCUCAAAGAUCAAUAUAAAACAACAAAAGAAGACCUUGAAAAAAUGAUUGUUAAAUACAAUGAACUUCAGAAACAAUACUUGGAUAGCCAAGAAAAAAUUCAAGAAUUAACUCGAGCUAAAGAAAUUCAAAACUAUGAAAAUAACAGAUAUAAUCAAGAAAAUGUUAAUAUUUCCAAACUAAAUGCAGACAUAGUGAGUGACAAAUUGGCUGCACAAAGGGCAACAGAACAAAAUGAACAGUUAAAAGUUGACAUGGAAGGUUUGGAACAAAUUAUAGUUAAAUUGGGUAAAGAUAAGUUAGAGUUGACAGAGAAAUGGACCCAUGAGAAACAGUUAAAUAAAGGAUUAGCACUGAAAUUAGCAGAAGUAGAAGAGAGUGUUAAAACCCUGCAGAAUCAAUUAAAAGCUAAAGAUGAUGAAAUGAUAAGAUUGCUAAACGAAUUUCGGGAAAUGGAGAAAAGACAUGAAAAUACAUUGAAAGAUGUUAGCGAAAUGAAGCACAAUUUAGACACAGAUAAUACUGAGGAAUGUUCAGUUGAAAAACAUCACGAUACUGAUCUAGAUAAUGAGAAGUCACUUUUAACAACGACGCCGCACACAGAUACAAAAGUUAAAUUAGACAAUUUAUGUAUACCAAAAGAGGAUGCGAUGAUUAAACUUCAAGAACGCUUUUUAAAUAUAAUGGACGAAGUUGCCAACUUAUCUGAUGAAAAACAUAGAUUGGAACAUAUUAUUCUACAGUUACAAAACGAAACUGAUACUAUUUGCGAAUACGUAGCGCUUUACCAACAGCAACGUAGCUUAUUGAAGAAAAGAGAAGAAGAAAGAAGUAAUCAAUUAAAAAUAUUCCAAGCUGAAUGUGACAAAUUAAAACGUCAUUUAGAAGAACUAAGUGAUCUUCUCUUAAGAUUCGCAGCUGACAAGGAGCUAACCUCAUUUUUAAAAAAUGAAACCAGACUUAAUGAUUUGGCUAGAGUGAAGGAAUUGCUUGAAGAGCUACAGAAUUGUUCAUUGAUUAAUCCGAAAUUUAAAAACUUAGACUUAAAUAUAUUUUAUCCUUGUCAUUGUUGUUCUGGUCAACUCAUCGAUAUUUAAAAUAAUCAUUUAAUAACCUUAAAAUAAAUUAAAAUCAGUUAUUU
Molecule: messenger RNA, 2300 nt
Organism: Nymphalis io (European peacock)
Lineage: Eukaryota; Metazoa; Arthropoda; Insecta; Lepidoptera; Nymphalidae
Product: golgin subfamily A member 2-like
Exons: 4
Coding region: 178-2256 (692 amino acids)
Biological process (GO): Golgi organization
Cellular component (GO): Golgi apparatus; Golgi cisterna membrane; Golgi cis cisterna
Source: RefSeq, a predicted model, not a curated record